CUUUGCACUUUUUACCUUUAGACCAGUUUUGUAGAAGUCUGAGAGGAUCAGCGAUGAGCUUCACAGCAGCAGCGGGCGGAUUUGUUGUCGGUCUUCUCUCUUUGUCAGUGGUUGGAGGUCAGAGUAACUGGGGAGAGACUGACUUGACUCAGGUCUGUGCUGUAGAGGGAGGAACAGUGGAUCUAACUUGUGACUACAAAUACCCACACACAACAAAUCAUCAGACUACAAGAGUUAUGAAAGAACUGUGGUUUACCAAAGAGGGUAAAGCACCAGUGGAUCUCAGAACAGACUCAAACUACACAAACCGCUGGUGGUGUGAUUGUAAUGAGUAUGGCUGCAUUUUGAGAAUCACCAACUUGAAAAAGUGUGACUCUGGAAUCUACAAAUAUAAGAUUAGAACAAAUCAUCCGGCUGGAGUUUGUCUGCAGGCCAUCCAGCUGUCUGUCACAGAUCUCCGGGUGGAAGUGACCAAAUUGCACAAGACAAGGGGUUCAAAGAGCGUUGAGCUAAAUUGUCAACACAGUUGCCCUCCUCAUCGUGUUUACAUGUGGUUCAGCAACGGGCGCGUCAUGAUCAGAGAAACAUCUUCAUCUGUGUUCGUACCAUUUCAGUCUACGGACAGAUUUUCCUGUGCUGUGAGAGGAUUCGAAAACAUCACCUCUCCACCAGUGUACGGGUUCAUGUUUUCUCCUCCAGAUGCUCCAAACCGUCCUGUUGUUGCUGUGAGCCCCUCUGGUGAGAUCAUGGAGGGCAGCUCCGUGGCUCUGACCUGCGGCAGUGAUGCCAGCCCAGCUGCGACGUACACCUGGUACAAGAGGGAAUCCUUUAGAAACAUCAGUCAUGGUGCACAGCUCAACUUCACUUCCAUCCAGCCCUCCGACUCCGGAGGGUAUUACUGCACAGCUGAAAACAAGCUGGGAGUGAAGAGGUCACAAUACACACAUAUUGAUGUGGAAUGUGCUCCAACCCUUCUUUCUGUCACGAGUGGAGGGAGGACGCAAAGCAGAGCAAGUGUGUCUCCAGGAUCAGGGAAAUACAUUGCUGUUGGAAUGAUUGCUGCUGUCCUCCUGACUGUUGCAUUCGCCACUGUAUUCCUGUGGAUUCGUAAAAAGGGAGUUCUGAAGGAAUCAUCAGAGCCUGAAGACAGACCGGACAACAUGGGUCAGAGGCUGCCUGAUGCUGCACAGCCAGAGGAGCAGUUUCACCUUCACUACGCCAGCAUCCACUUCAUUAACAACCAGACAGACCCUCCUCACUGCAACAUGAGAGCAGAUCAGACUCACAGAAACAUGAAGGACGAGGAUCUUACAGAAUACUCUGCUGUCAAACUGAAGAAUGCAGCCCUGAGAAACAAGAACCAGGAUGUCCGACAAGAUCCGUCUGAACUGUACAGCACAGUCAACAAGGCCAGAGGAACACAAUGACAAUUUCUAACCCAACCUCACCUGAUGUGUGUCAACUUUAUAUGGAUGUAAACCUGAUAAAUAUUGAUCCAUUCGUCCCUCAGACUGUCAGUCCAUCCAUCCACCUUAAUCCACCUUAAUCCUUUGUUCUCCCCAUCUUCUAUCCAUCAUCCAUUAUUAUUUAUCCAUUUAUUGAUAGACUGUCCAUCCAUCUGUCCACCCAUCACCCACCCAUCCAUCAACCAAAGUGCAGGUGAGGAUGAAUCAGGUCUGCACAGAUCCUCUAAAGUGUUUGAACUGGUGCACACAGUCAAAGUGCAUGCAGGUAAUUAUCUGGAAGACCACCUUGAACAUAUAUUUGUAGGAACACAGCAUCAUCUGUCCUGUAUAUUGAACUCUGUGAAGAACCUGCUAUUGCAUAAAGAUGCAUUUUGUUGUUUGGUUCUCUAAAAUGUUUGUAAAAAAUUAAUGUGUCA
This is a messenger RNA of Salarias fasciatus (jewelled blenny), 1882 nucleotides long. RefSeq names its product contactin-3-like. The transcript is spliced from 9 exons. The coding region runs from base 54 to 1427 and encodes 457 amino acids. The record is from RefSeq and is a predicted model, not a curated record. Lineage: Eukaryota; Metazoa; Chordata; Actinopteri; Blenniiformes; Blenniidae.